Messenger RNA from Nilaparvata lugens (brown planthopper), 1124 nucleotides. RefSeq lists its product as uncharacterized. Gene Ontology annotation, biological process: protein deubiquitination. Gene Ontology annotation, cellular component: cytosol; nucleus. Lineage: Eukaryota; Metazoa; Arthropoda; Insecta; Hemiptera; Delphacidae. Gene Ontology annotation, molecular function: cysteine-type endopeptidase activity; cysteine-type deubiquitinase activity. The record is from RefSeq and is a predicted model, not a curated record. The transcript is spliced from 6 exons. Bases 145 to 765 code for a protein of 206 amino acids.
AUUCAAAUGACUUCGUAUCCAGGAUGAGGAUAAAAUGACAGAGAAUGACAAAAGAAUUAUUCUCUGCAGCCUUCCAGCAACCCAUUGCAGAGUUGCUUGCGGACUGGCAUUUUCGGAAUAACAAACAAUGGAAAUGAAUGCUUUAUGAACGGCACAUUGCAGUUGUUACUUGCACAAAAAGAUUUAUUACAGUAUUUACGAGAAUGCCAGGAAUCGGACGUCUUAAGCUAUCCCCAAGAAUUUUGGGAAUUCUUCGAGGCUGUGUGGGAUCAGCAAGAGAAUGGGAAUUAUGUGAUGGAGCUAAAGUUUAUGCUGAACAGAGGUAGGCUUUCCUACCUCUGCAAUGGUCAGCAGCAGGAUGCAGCGGAAUUCCUAAGUGAAUUCAUACAGCUACUGCACGAGCUAAACCCGGCUGGACUAUUCGGGUCCCCCAAUGAUGGCGAUUCUCAAUCCAGGCUGGAAUGGAAUGAUUUCCUCCAGUACAAGAGCGUCUCAAACAUGUUCGCCAUGCAAUUAGAAAUGCGUACUCGAUGCACCAACUGCGCAAUCUCAAAGAGGAGCUAUGAGCAUUUUAAAAUACUGACGCUCCACUUCCCUGAAGACCAGGUUAACGGAACAGUGUCAUUCUCGAGUCUACUUGAGGAACGGCUGAAGACGACUGAUAUGGAUCGUGAAUGUGAAGAGUGUGGCACAGUGCAGCCAGCAAUACGAAAAACUCGAUUUAGGAGAUGCCCACCAAUCUUGGUUAGUAAUAUUAAUAAAUAGAAUAAUUUUAAAUAGAUGCUUAUUGAGCAAUAAUUAAUAACCCAACUUAUUAGGUAAGUUAGAAUGUACUUCAAGAACAAAAUAUGGUGCUCACAAGUCAAUAGUUCAAUAGUAACUAGCACAAAGAAACAAUAGCCUUUUGUUCAAAAUAUCCAAUCACUAUAGAAAUAAGGUUAUAUUUAAUAAACUAUUCCACUAUCUUCAAGCGUCAACUUAGUGAAAAUGAUGUUUCUAUAAACAUGGAUAAUGGAUAGGCAUAUGUUUAUCUACUAGUCCGGGCGCAAAUCUCAUGAAAAAGGCACUUCGUGGUCAUUUUCGGGUAACAGCCGUGGAAGAUGUCAAUUUCUUCGUUAGGUCUA